Molecule: messenger RNA, 982 nt
Organism: Hemicordylus capensis (graceful crag lizard)
Lineage: Eukaryota; Metazoa; Chordata; Lepidosauria; Squamata; Cordylidae
Gene: TRIQK
Product: triple QxxK/R motif containing
Exons: 5
Coding region: 396-686 (96 amino acids)
Cellular component (GO): endoplasmic reticulum membrane
Source: RefSeq, a predicted model, not a curated record
CGCACGCGCCGGGCCACCCCCCCCAGCCCAACCAUCGAAACAGCCACCCUGGCGAGGCCGACAAAGGCCAAGCUGUGCCAGAGGGGCGGCUCCUUUCCCUUUUCCCACCCCUCCAUUGGCUAGGCUGGAAGCCGUGUGUCCCGCGAUUGGCUGGAGCGUGCCGUCCAUCUGAGCUGACGCCGAAGCCCGCACGCCCUUUUUCUUGAGAGAGAGCGCCCUGUGGUGCUCUCCAGAUCGCUGAGGCGGCCAUCUUGCUUUAGGGCAGGGGAAUGGGAGAAACCCAAAAUCUCAGAUGAUCUUGGGAAACUGUAAAGAGCUGGAGCCGUUUUUCAACAUAGCAACAAAUUUAGUGUUUAUGAUAAAGAGACGGGGAUUACAUUAGACAAUGAAGAGAGAUGUCACAAAAUGUAUCUUGGAUACGGAAAAUGGGUAGAAAAGAUGCCUCCACUGCAAAAACUCCCGUUGAUCAGUACAGAAAACAAAUAGGAAAACAAGAUUACAAGAAAACCAGGCCAAUGUUAAAAGCAACAAGAUUAAAAGCAGAAGCCAAGAAAACCGCACCAGGCAUAAAGGAAGUCAGCCUUAUCCUUGCAGCUAUAUUGGUAUUUCUGCUGGCUUGCUAUGCUUUCUUUUAUCUUAACCUAUCCAAAGAAGUUGACCUUGAUCUGGAUCAAGACGAAAACUAGCAGAUGUCAUUUUCCAAGUUCUUUGAAGGAAAUGCAUUAACUUGACCAAUUCAAUCCAAGUUGCUAGGUCUCUCAUCUCUCCUCUUCUCAUUGUCUUUUUUUUAUGGUGGCAGGCUUUUGUUUUGUUUUGUUUUGAUGUUUUAUGGUUUUUACUGUUGAACUGAUUUUAAGAUUUUAAAAUGUGGUUUUUAUGGAGUUUUAUUGUAUUUUAACUUUUGUAAACCUCCUUGGGAUGCCUUAUGAAAGGCAGUAUAAAAACUGAACAAUAAAUAAAUACAAAUCAAAUCACAAACAAA